GCGCUAAUUCUUUUCAACAGUUUCUUGAUAGGCAAUAAGGAAACGCGAGGUCGCACAUCCCGUUGUACAACUUGGAACCCCGUAAACGGAAGUCGGCGAAACUUACAAAAACUCUUGUUUCCUUGAACGAUUUUUUAAGAAACCCCAAAUGAUCUAUAAUUCCAAUAUUUGUAGAUUGAAUUUGUUUUGCUAAGAGCUUACGUAAACAUUUGUGAAUUCAGGUUAUUGUAAUUAGGGUCGAUAUCAAUCCCCAGGCGUUGUGUUUUUUGGGGGUACGUCAGUAAACAAUUUCGGUAACGCAUCGGGUACGGAAACGGUAACACUACACGCAGACUAUUUUCAACGUUCACGGCAGGACAGCGUCGUGGUACGGUAGAAUAGUGGUUAAAAACAAACCCAUGUCUCCCACACUAUCCAGUUGUAUAUAAGCCACGAGACUGCUGGAGUUAGAUCAUAACAUCAUCACUGCUCUUUGGAAAACUUCCACUUUCUCUCGGUAAAGAUGACAAAGUCCUUCCUUUUCAGACUUUUAGCUCUUGGGAUCGUUUUAUGUUGUAGUGUCACCGCUAGAAAGUCACGCAAAAAAGACAAGAAAUGCCAGAAUGGCAGAACUUUACAUAUUGGUUUCGACCACAUCAUCAAGAAAUCCCAGGACUGUGAUUACAGAGUUCAAGUAACAUUGGAGACUCGAUUGUAUUCGAGUAACUCUGGUCGACAUUUACAGAUCCACAAUUCAGGCCGAGUUGAUGGCUUAGGAAGAGAAAACUCACCUUUUGCUAAUGUUUCCAUCGAGACGAUUUCGUUCAGCAUUGUACUCAUACGUGGAGUUAAAAGUAACCUUUAUCUUUGUAUGGAUAAAAAUGGAACGCUAAAAGGUUUAAGGAAGCGAAGAAGACAGAUGCCGUUGAGAAGAUGCAGGUUUAGAGAGCACGAAUAUUCUGGCUACUACAUGUAUCAGUCUGACUUGCACCGCGAUUGGUUUCUGACAGUGAACAAACGCGGUAAAGUCUUGAAGGGUCCUCGAGGACAAUUUAAGUUAAAAGCUAAAUUAUUUCUGCAAAGAGAUUUUGAAGAAGUAAGCAACGACGGAAAUUUCUACAGACAACGAAAGAAAUUAGGAAAAGCUCGUACAAUGAAGAAAAUCAAACGCAUAAUGCGUAAAAAGACAAAGAGGUUGUAAUUAAUUCUCACUGGAGUGGAACUUACUUUUGAUAUGGAGAAGUAUCUCCUAAUAUGGAGAAUCAACUCCAUAUAUGGUUAAUUAACUCUAUUUAUGGAGAACUUGCUGGGAUCAGAGAUCAAACCAGAGAUUUUAACCUUAUAUGGUCAAGUAACUCUUUAUAUGGCGAGGUAUCUCCUUAGAUUGACAAAUAACUUCUUCAUGGAGAAGUACAUGGGAAUGGUGUCUCUCGAAGCUCGUUCUUUGCUUCCCAGUCCUCUCGAAGAUCGACAAAAUUCCUGUCCAAGCCGUACAAAUCAGUCAUAGCCGUGAAAGAAUACAACUUUGAACUUUCACUGAAAGAGCUUUAGUGCCAGUUAUAAUAUAUAAUUGAGUUUUUUUGCAAAAUUGACUUGUUUAUCUUAAUACAUUGACAUUGUGAUCUUGUACAUAUUUGUUGAAUGAAACUGCAAUAAUGACAUUGUCAAAAAUAUCAACCCUCCCAUCCCGUGAUUGUCGCUUAUUCACCACAGGUAGUCCAAAACAUAAUAGCUUAUCAUUAUGUUGUAUCUAUGAUGUGAAACUUAGAAACAAAUACACCUUCAACGAACAAUGUUGGCAUACAUGGAUUGGCGAAAAUUCUACAAUAGUCAAAAGUGAGUGCUGUUCAGGUUUGUUUUCUAUGAAGAACAAGCAUAUUUUCCAGAUAGGUCUUUAAUUACCUCAAGUAACACCCAACUUAUCUAAUAAUCUUCUAAAGCAUCCUCCUCGACGCGGACGACAUUAAUUUCGCAAAGACUUUUCCGCCAUAUUCAAUAUUUUAAUAUUUUAAUUUAUUAUUUUAAUGAAAUAAUUUCAUCGAUACCAUGAUGCACUUCGUCAAAACAUGACGUCAUUAUUAGUGGAAAAAUACCGCUGAUAUAGCCAGUGUUACAUCCGGAAUUUCUGUCUAAUUUCMGUCGGAAAUAAAUGAAAAAGAUACUGGGAUACCUGUGCGUGUUUCAGACGCUGGAUGAAUGAUAAAGCCUACAAGAGCGUAUAACUUUCUCCAUUCCCAAAGUGCAUUUCGCCGAUCAUUGCAUGACGUCAUAAUGGAAAGGAGCACUGGUCCUUGACUUAGACCAAUCCAUUUUGAUUUAAAAUUGAUUUGUGUAGUACGGGUUUUCUCCGAUCUUUUGGUUAU
Exaiptasia diaphana is the source of this 2342-nucleotide messenger RNA. Its product is annotated as fibroblast growth factor 1. Gene Ontology annotation, biological process: positive regulation of protein phosphorylation; positive regulation of gene expression; positive regulation of cell population proliferation. Gene Ontology annotation, molecular function: fibroblast growth factor receptor binding; growth factor activity. The transcript is spliced from 5 exons. Gene Ontology annotation, cellular component: cytoplasm. The record is from RefSeq and is a predicted model, not a curated record. The coding region runs from base 503 to 1180 and encodes 225 amino acids. Lineage: Eukaryota; Metazoa; Cnidaria; Anthozoa; Actiniaria; Aiptasiidae.